Anoplopoma fimbria (sablefish) is the source of this 870-nucleotide messenger RNA. Its product is annotated as adrenocorticotropic hormone receptor-like. The transcript has a single exon. The record is from RefSeq and is a predicted model, not a curated record. NCBI's taxonomy places the organism in Eukaryota, Metazoa, Chordata, Actinopteri, Perciformes, Anoplopomatidae. Gene Ontology annotation, cellular component: membrane. Bases 1 to 870 code for a protein of 289 amino acids. Gene Ontology annotation, biological process: G protein-coupled receptor signaling pathway. Gene Ontology annotation, molecular function: G protein-coupled receptor activity.
AUGCCUCUCAACGCCACCGUCCUCCUGUCGGUGGACUUCGACACCUUGGGGGACUACCUCAUCUUCGCCUUCCACAUCCUGUUCGCCACGAGCGCCGUGCUGGUCGCCUGCUCGGUGGUCGUCGGCAUCUCCUCCACGCGCUCCCUGCGGCGCCAGAACCGCUUCAUAUUCAUGCUGAACACGAGCGUCAGCGACACGCUCACCGGCUUCUCGGUCUACUACCUGGGCCUCUUCGACGUCCAGGAGGGCUUCCCGUCCAGAAACGGCACAUUCUACAUCCUACCCUCGUUCCUCGGCGUCAACGUGCUCACCUUCCUCUUCGCCCAGUUCGACCGCUACUUCGCCGUGUGCCACCCGUUCUUCUACGACCGCUACGUCACGAGGGCCCUGGUCAUCUGGAUCUGCGCGUUCUGCUGGAUCUACACGUACUCCAUCCUCACCGUGCAGAACAUGGUGCCCAUCUCGAAGGCGGCCCAGAUUAACGCGUUCGGCGUGAUGACCCUGCAGAUCAUCGUGCUCGUCAAGGUGCUGAUGACGAUCAAGCUGUACAUCAUCGCCAGGAGCCAGCUGGCGAGGGAGGCGCCGAGCGCGGAGCGAGACAACAAGAAGGAGUCGCUGCGCAUCAUCGUGUUCGUGGUCAUCUGCUUCCUGUCGCUGUGGUGUCCGUCCUUCGUCAAUAUCAUCGUGAGGCAGCUCACGCGGAAAGGUCUGACGUUCAGGAACGAGGCCACCAACCUGUUCGCCGUCAUGGCGCGCCUGAACGCGCUGGUGACCCCGGCGGUGUACCUCUGGGGCAGCCCGGCGCUGCGGGAGGCCGUGUGGGAGGCCGUGUGGGGGAGGGUGUGUCGCUGCGGCCGGAGGGCGAGGUGA